Prorocentrum cordatum is the source of this 2427-nucleotide messenger RNA. The record is from the annotation of a GenBank genome assembly. NCBI's taxonomy places the organism in Eukaryota, Dinophyceae, Prorocentrales, Prorocentraceae.
AUGGUGCCAGAGUCGGGGCAGCAGCAGGAGCUCGGGCAGCGAAGCAGCCCUUCGGUCGCCGCCGAUCAGCCCCUCCUGGCCGUCGCCCGGGCGGCCGCGAGGGCGGCGCUGUGGGAGGAUGCUCUCGGCUGCUUGCUCCAGGUCCGGAGGGCCGGCUGCGCCUCGCACGUGGCCGCCCUCCGCGUGGCCGGGCGCGCGUGCCUGAGGGGCCGCCAGUGGCAGGCCGCGCUGUCCCUCUUUGCCGAGCUGCGUGGCAGCGUGGGCGCGGGGGAUAGCACGUUCCUGGCCAACCUCGUGGCCGGGGCGUGGGCCGCCGGGCGCCAGUGGUGCGGGGCGCUGGGUGUCCUUGCGGACCUGCGGGCGGACCGGGCGCACGAGGUCCUGCACGUCGCGGCGGCAGCGGCCUGCGCGCAGGCACGGCGGUGGGCGGAGGCCCUCCACCUCCUGGCCGCCGAGAUGCCCCGCCGCGCGCUGCGCCCCGACCCGCUCGCGCUCGAGGCGGCGCUGCGCCGGCGCGGCGGGCGUGGCACUGGCGUCGCGGACCGCGCGCUGUGCGCCGCCGACGGCCUGGGCGCACGGCUCGCCAGGGAGGAGCUGGCGCCGCCGCGGCGGCCGCCACCGCGCCGGGCGCUUUCCGCUCCUGCUGCGUCUCGCCCUGCUGCCGCUGCUGCUGCGCCUUCUCUUCACUGGGGGGUGCUAUACCACUGCCUCGAAGUGUCCCGUGACCCCGAGGUUCGCAGGCGAGAACAGGGUUUUCCUCACGAGUGCUUGCGUUUGUUAGCAGACGUGUAUGAGAACACGACAGGCCAGGUGCAGGAUAGCGGCACCUCCCAGCAGCUCUUCGGGAUCCCGCUCAACAACAUCGCCUUCGUUCCGGCCUUCCGCGGGGCGUCCAAAGACGACAGGGCCACCGCCAACGACGUCGCGAGGACAGGCAGGGUCGGCCAUUUUCUUAAGGCCAAAGCGUCAGCCACGCUCGACAUCCCUGUCUCUGGCGCCGACAUUCAGGCCCUACGCGCAACGACGCCCCCCGCCCCCCACGCCCUGGUCGCUGACUUGCGGGACUACCACCCAACGCUGGACGACAAAUUGAUGAACUUUGUCAAGGAAUACGGCGCCGACGUUCCCGCCCCGAGCGACCAGGAAACCUCGUGGUCGGCUCGCCAGCUCGCCCCCUUCCUGCGCGAGGUGCACGGCCCGGAGGUCCCCGACAGCGGACUCCCUGUUGGCGCCGCUUGGGGAGGCAAGAGGGGGCAGAGCCCCUUCCGCCGCGACCUCGCCGUCCUCGCCGGCUUCAGUGCCAGCCUGAACUUGAGCACUCUCGCGAACACCUUCAUCGCUACCUUGGCGGAGCAGGGCCCCUCGGCCCCAUGCGCUUGCGAAGCCAACGCCCGGCCUCCGGGGGAUUCCACGACUGCCUGGCUGCAGCCGGACCCCGGGCGCAUAGCGGGAUCGGCGCGCGACGCCCCCCAAGCCACCGCUGCCCCCAUGUACGGCGCAGCCAGCAGAGACGUUUGGCUUUCGGCGCCCCGGGCAGACCACGCCCACCUGGUGACAGGCAGCCUCGUCUCGGAGGCGACGAUGGGGCCGUGGCUGCCCGCGGGGGCGAUCGGCGGCCCCGUGAAGAUGCCGAAGCAGCUCGUAGCAUACCGCAUACCGCCGUGUUGCUGGGCUUGGAAAAGCCGCCGCCUGCACCAUGGGUGCGACGGCGUGGCCGCAGGGGUAGUCCACGUAGGAGAGUUGCCGAAGCCGCAGGGGAAGCCCUCGAAGGCGAAUGGCAACCCCGUGUGGAUGCCCGGCACCGUGGAGUAUUCCAGCGAGGGGUCCCCGGGCGUGUCCCAGCAGGCCGCCCCGGCCGCGGGCCAGCCGGCAGGGCGGGCGAGCCCGGGCCUGACCAAGGCCGACGGGGCGCGCUCCGACAGGGUACGUACGUUUAUGCAGUUGUUCUACAGGGGUUGCCCUGUGAAGGUGGUCGUCCCCCGCAGUUUCAAACUGCUCGACGAGCUGGAGAGGGGUCAGAAGGCGGAGCGCGCGAGCCAGGUCUCCUGGGGCCUCGCCAGGGACGACGACGCGACGCUCACGGACUGGAACGGCACCAUAUUCGGCCCCAUCGACACGGUGUUCGACAACCGCAUAUAUUCGCUGGCCAUCGUCUGCGGGCCCAACUACCCGGACGAGCCCCCGGUGGUGAAGUUCACGGUGCCCAUCCGAUUGAGCUGCGUGGCCGCCGACGGGUCGGUGCUGCCAGGAUGGCAUUGCUUGGCCAACUGGAGGCGCGAGUGGACCAUAGAGAACGUCUUGGACAACCUGCGAAAAGAGAUGACCAGCGCGCAGAACCGGCGGCUCCCGCAGCCCGCGGACGCCCCCGAGGCGCCCAGCACCGGCAAUGGCGGCACCUGGGGCCUGAACAACUUCGGUUUCGAUUGA